AUGGCACAAUCUCGUCCCCCGCCGGGCCGCCCCUACGCCGCCGCUACUUCUCCGCCGCUGUCCCCUCGCACCUAUACCGAGAAGAAACAUUCCUCGAGGAGGAGAUCCGGAAAGGACGUGGUAGUGAUAGUGAGCGAGAAGAAGGCUCUGCGGCCCGCCGCUGUGACGCGCAAGACGGCUGCCGUACAUCCCAUCCGAGGCGGCGGCUACAACAGCAGCAGCAGGAGUCAGAAGGAGCAGCACGAAGAUGAAGGUCGCGAUAGUGGGGAGAGCUUCCUCCAGUUCUGGUACGUCUGUCGCUCUGUUGUCAUGGGCGCAGGAACGAGGGCAAUCGUCCCCGUGGGGGAUGCAUACCGUCCCAGAUCCCUUGCCUUGCAUGAUUGCCCUACCUCCCUACCUACCUGCGACCCUACCCGAGCACAGCCAACUGACAAGUCAUAUAGCAUGACCUGCGAAAAGCAAUUCCUGCCCGCCGACAACCUCGUCCUCUACUGUUCCGAUUCCUGCCGCGUCCACGACCAAACCUCAUCCAACCAGACCUCCUACUACCCCUCCUCCUCCUCUCCCCCCCUCACCCCCUUUGCCCGUCACUUUUCCUCCUCCCACGACGACGGCCCAGACAUCAUCCCGCCCUUCUCCCCCACGCAGUCUCGGCCGCGCUCCUACUUCAACUCAGACCCCUACUCGGAGAGCCCCUCGCACCAAUACUCGGCUUCGCCCCCACCCUCCGAAUCCCAAUCGACGCGCUCCACCUCCUCUACCGCCCUCGACUCCCUCCGCACCCUCGCCACGGCCCUCCCUAGAUCCCCCCCCUCACACGCCCACUCGCGCGCCCACCCCUCCUCGCCGCCCAGGUCCGCCGCCUCUUCCGCCUCUUCCCUCGCCCGCUCCAGCUCUGGGGUCUGGGACUACAUCCCCUUCACCGGCAGCAAGGUCACCAUGCCCACCCCCUCCGCGACGCCCGGGAAUUCGUACUCGCACAUGAGUGCUGCCGGGACGAGUGCGAGCAGUGGGCGGAGCAGGGAGGACCUGUACGCGUAUGGGAAGAGCCAGAUGGCCGGUGGCGGCGGUGGUGGCGGCUAUGGGAGCACGGGGGGCAUGGGCAUGGAUCGUCCGCUGCCGCCGCGGACGGGGCCGAGUGGGUACGGGCACCGCCCGAGGAGUAUCGAUCUCGUGACGCCGCUCGCGGGGUAUUGA
Messenger RNA from Drepanopeziza brunnea f. sp. 'multigermtubi' MB_m1, 1197 nucleotides. The record is from RefSeq and is a predicted model, not a curated record. NCBI's taxonomy places the organism in Eukaryota, Fungi, Ascomycota, Leotiomycetes, Helotiales, Drepanopezizaceae.